AUGAGUUUGAAUCGUUAUAACUUUAAAACAUUAAGUGGUUUAUUUAAGGAUAAAAUACCACAGCAUUUUGAUAUAUUACCACAUACAAGUAUUAAAUGUGUUAUUCAUCCUUCCGUUAUAUUUACCAUAUUAGAUGCGUAUUUAAGAAGAGAUGAAGAUCAAACUCAUGUUAUUGGAACUUUAAUGGGAUCAGUUAUUGAUACUAAUUUAAUUGAAAUUUCAGAUUGCUUUGUUGAUAAACAUUCGUUAAAUGAAGGGGGAUUUUUGCAAAUUAUUAAAGAUCAUCAUGAAACAAUGUAUGAAUUAAAACAAAAAAUCCGUCCAAGAGAUCAAGUGGUUGGAUGGUUUUGUUCAGGUUCUGAAUUGUCAGAAUUAUCAUGUGCUGUUCAUGGUUGGUUUAAAGAACACAAUUCAAUUUCAAAAUUUUAUCCUCAUUCCCCCUUAAAUGAACCUAUACAUUUAUUAGUUGAUGCUGCAUUAGAAAGUGGUUUUUUAAAUAUUAAAGCCUUUGUACAAUUACCUAUCUCCUUAGUUAAAGAAUAUUUUGUUCAUUUUCAUGAAAUUCAAACGGAAUUAUUACCUUGUAAUGUAGAAAGAGCUGAAGUUUUACCAUAUAAAGAAAAAUUAACCGUAAACAAAGAUAAAGAUAAUAAUAAUAAUGCUAAUAAUGCUGAAAUUAUAACAAAUGAAAUGAACGAAAUUUCCUUAAAAAAAUUAUUAAUUAUGUUAAAACAGUGUAAAUCUUAUGUUCAGGAUGUUAUAGACAAAAAAAAAAAAGGAAAUUUAAGUGUUGGUAGAUAUUUACAUAAAGUUUUAUCAAAUGAUACGUUCCUAUCACUAGAAAAAUUUGAUUCAUUAAAUGAAAAUAUUUUACAAGAUAAUUUAAUGAUUUCUUAUUUAUCUAAUCUAGCUAAUUUGCAAUUUUUAAUUGCAGAAAAGUUAAAUGCUUCAUCGUUGCAAUAA
Molecule: messenger RNA, 963 nt
Organism: Plasmodium gallinaceum
Lineage: Eukaryota; Apicomplexa; Aconoidasida; Haemosporida; Plasmodiidae
Product: eukaryotic translation initiation factor 3 subunit 5, putative
Exons: 2
Coding region: 1-963 (320 amino acids)
Biological process (GO): translational initiation
Cellular component (GO): eukaryotic translation initiation factor 3 complex, eIF3m
Molecular function (GO): metallopeptidase activity; translation initiation factor activity; translation initiation factor binding
Source: RefSeq, a predicted model, not a curated record